Molecule: messenger RNA, 1896 nt
Organism: Physeter macrocephalus (sperm whale)
Lineage: Eukaryota; Metazoa; Chordata; Mammalia; Artiodactyla; Physeteridae
Gene: MYBL2
Product: MYB proto-oncogene like 2
Exons: 8
Coding region: 16-1488 (490 amino acids)
Source: RefSeq, a predicted model, not a curated record
AGUUUAUAUCUCAUAAUGAAAAAUCCAAACCGCGUGCCCUGUGCCCACCAGGGAAGUCUCGUGACCAGCUGGCCCCCGGCAUUCCCUGCCCUGAAGGAAGAGGAGAGCAGUGAGGAGGAGGCCACGGCGGCUGCCCCCUCCCAGGAGCAGGAGCCUGUCCCCACAGAGCUGGACGGAGUGCGGACGCCAGAGCCCCUGGAGGACUUCCCCAAGCGUGAAGACCAGGAGGGCUCCUCGCCGGAAACCAGCCUGCCCUACAAGUGGGUGGUGGAGGCCGCAAACCUCCUCAUCCCUGCCGUGGGGUCCAGCCUCUCUGAAGCCCUGGACUUGAUCGAGUCGGACCCCGAUGCUUGGUGUGACCUGAGUAAGUUUGACCUCCCCGAGGAGCCAUCCGCAGAGGGCAGCAUUGGCGGCAGCCCGGUGAAGCCCCAUCCAUCGCAGCAGCAGCAGGCCCCGCCAACCCGCCAGCCUGCCGCCGCUGUGCCCAGCGUGACCGAGUACCGCCUGGAUGGCCACACCAUCUCAGACCUGAGCCGGAGCAGCCGGGGCGAGCUGAUCCCCAUCUCCCCCAGCACUGACGUGGGGGGCUCGGGCAUCAGCACACCGCCCUCGGUGCUCAAGCGGCAGAAGAAGAGGCGAGUCGCCCUGUCACCUGUCACGGAGAACAGCGCCAGCCUGUCCUUCCUGGACUCCUGCAACAGCCUCACCCCGAAGAGCACGCCCGUCAAGACCCUGCCCUUCUCGCCCUCCCAGUUUCUGAACUUCUGGAACAAACAGGACACACUAGAGCUGGAGAGCCCCUCGCUGACGUCCACCCCCGUGUGCAGCCAGAAGGUGGUGGUCACCACGCCGCUGCACCGGGAUAAGACACCCCUGCACCAGAAACACGCUGCGUUUGUAACCCCAGAUCAGAAGUACUCCAGGGACAGCACUCCUCACACACCGACCCCGUUCAAGAACGCCCUGGAGAAGUACGGACCACUAAAGCCCCUGCCCCAGACCCCGCACCUGGAGGAGGACUUGAAGGAGGUGCUGCGCUCCGAGGCCGGCAUCGAGCUCAUCAUUGAGGAUGAAGCGAGGCCCGAGAAGCAGAAGAGGAAGGCUGGGCUGCGGCGAAGCCCCAUCAAGAAAGUCCGCAAGUCCCUGGCCCUUGACAUCGUGGAUGAGGACGUGAAGCUGAUGAUGUCCACGCUGCCCAAGGCUCUGCCUUUGCCAGCCAACAUCCCACCAGGCUCCUCCAGCCUCACCCCGUCGGGCAGCAGAGAGGACAGCAGCCUGCUCAACGAGGGCUUCCUGCAGGCCAAGCCCGAGAAGCCGGCGGCCCAGAAGCCUCGAGGCCACUUUCCAACUCCUGCCCCCAUGACCAGCGCCUGGAAGAUGGUGGCCUGCGGGGGGACCAGGGACCAGCUCUUCAUGCAGGAGAAAGCCCGGCAGCUCUUGGGCCGCCUGAAGCCCAGCCACACAUCUCGGACCCUCAUCUUGUCUUAGGGGCUUGGCAGUCACGAGCCCAUUCUCAUGUUUACAGGGGGCUGGGGGGCCGAGUCUAGGCUGUGAAUUUGAGAAUCACACACACAUGACCGCCUGCAGGGAGCCUUUUGCCGCCGGCCCCUCCCCAGACUGCUCAGGUGGAGACAGAGCAGGGCCACCCACUGUCCUGUCUCCGAGUCCGGCUGCAGCUGCGGGCGGUUCCUGGUGCUAACAGAACAAAGUCCCACCUCUGAGCUGGCCCAGCCCUCCCCCCAGUGCCACAGGGAGCCCUGUUAGCUUCUCCCAAGCCCUGGUCAGGCCUGGCCUCAUCUCAGACCCCUGCUUAGGACAGGGGAUGUGGCCAGUGUGCUCCUUCCUUCAACCCGUUGGUAUAUUUUCUUGAAAGAAUAAAAGUUGUCUUUCUCCUGU